Symbiodinium necroappetens is the source of this 603-nucleotide messenger RNA. The record is from the annotation of a GenBank genome assembly. NCBI's taxonomy places the organism in Eukaryota, Dinophyceae, Suessiales, Symbiodiniaceae.
GAUUUUGCAACUUCACGCACUUACAGCUCGGACUACGUGUAUACCACCCCUUGUGGCUGUGCUGUGAUUGGGGUUGACCUGGCGCUUCUGGCCUUCUACAUCUUCAAUGUUCGUACGACCUUGUCACGAGAGUCUGGGCGGGCUGACAGCUACUUCUACCGCCGUUGGGGAGUCGCCUUCGGUUGCUGGUUCGGGGCUCUGCCCUUCUCUGCAGCACUCUCCAAGAUCCUGCUGGCACCGUACGUUUGGUACAUUGUGAGCCUGUCUAUUACGAAAGGAAGCAAUGCACUCGUCUAUGGUGCUUUGGUCGUCGCACUUUGGCCUGAAAACCGAAGGACUCAUUUCAAGCUGAUCUCUGCCUCCCCAGAAGAGUUGCUCGAGAAUUGUCCAUCACCAGGAGGCAGCGCAAAAGAACACGAGGUUUCCGAUUUCCUACCUGGUGCCAAGCUAUGGCUGAAUGCCAGGGAUCUUCCGAAUCUCCUUAGUCAGAAGUUCGUGUCAGACGCUGCUUGGCCGAUGUUCAGCCCUGACGUCUAUGCUGCCCUUUCCGUGGGCCAAAGUUCCUGUUCUCAUUGUCUGAGACCACAGCUCUGUGCGGCUUGA